Pantherophis guttatus is the source of this 1517-nucleotide messenger RNA. Its product is annotated as olfactory receptor 6X1-like. The record is from RefSeq and is a predicted model, not a curated record. Gene Ontology annotation, molecular function: olfactory receptor activity; G protein-coupled receptor activity. Gene Ontology annotation, cellular component: membrane. Gene Ontology annotation, biological process: G protein-coupled receptor signaling pathway. NCBI's taxonomy places the organism in Eukaryota, Metazoa, Chordata, Lepidosauria, Squamata, Colubridae.
AUGGAAAGCAUGAUGUAUGCCAAUGUCUUUCUCCUCUACCUCCUGAGUCUGAUGGGCAACGGGCUCAUCAUUAUGAUGGUAAUCGUGGACCGCCAUCUCCAGAAACCCAUGUAUUUCUUCCUUAGCAACCUUUCUUUUAUAGACAUCGGACACACCACAUCCUUCAUACCCAAGCUGUUGCUCAAUUACCUCUCUGCUAGUAAUGCCAUCUGUUUUUAUUGCUGUGUGAUUCAGUUGUGCUUCUAUUUUCUUUUCGGGGUCACGGAAUUUUUCAUCAUCACUUUGAUCUCCUUGGACAGAUACGUAGCCAUUUGCCAUCCUUUGAGAUAUGCCACCAUCAUGACUUCGGGGGUCUGCCUCAAACUGGCAAUAGGAGCCUGGUUUGGAGGUUUUAUCUCCAUAGUUUGUCAAGUAGUGAUGAUUGCCAACCUACCCUACUGCACCUCCAACAUUAUCAAUCAUUUCUUUUGUGAUGUUGGACCGGUGUUGAAGAUUGCAGGAGGAGAUACACAUGUUAUUGAAACCCUCGGUUUCCUGGUUUCUGUGGUGGUGAUAAUGUCCUCUUUGCUUUUCACCCUCGUUUCUUACCUCUUCAUCAUCGUCACCAUUCUUCGAAUGCCUACAACCUCCGGACAGCAGAGAGCUUUUUCUACCUGUGCUUCACAUCUGAUUGUAGUUUUCAUUUUGUAUGGCUCCGUCUUUUUUGUCUACCUAAGGCCAACAGUCAAGAACUCUUCCUUCAGGGUAAUGAAGGUUGUCUCCGUUGUCUACACAAUGAUCACUCCAGUGCUCAAUCCUUUCAUUUACACCAUUAGGAACAAUGAAGUGAAAGAGGCUGUUCAGAAAAUGAUAGGAAGAAAGAUUCCAGCUCUUCUCUGUGUUAGAAGGAAUGAGAAUUGAUUCCAUUAUAUAUAUUAUUAUUAGAUAGAUAGAUAGAUAGAUAGAUAGAUAGAUAGAUAGAUAGACAGACAGACAGACAGACAGACAGACAGACAGACAGACAGAUAGAUAGAUAGAUAUUUCAAACACAUAAAUCAAUGCAUGGACAGUGUGGCACCUGAGUGUCAUACAUUCUAAUAUGAAUAAAGCUUUUAAUAAAGGGUGAUAUGAUUAAAAGUUAGAACAAGUGAUAGAAAUAAGAGAAGGGGGAAUAUUAGAGUACACACUUUUAUAUAAGUAGCUGCAGAUAGAGAUAAAGAUCCAAGAGAAGAAUAUGGGAGGCAAGGCAAAAAAAAAAAAAAAAAGCAUAGCAAUUAAAGUAUUGAAGCAGGCAAGAGACGAUGGAUAGAUGAUUUCUCCUUUUCAUUGUUCUGAUUUACUUUUCUUUUUCUCUCACUUUCUUUUCUUUCUUUAGGUAGGUGACAUGAUUAGAGGUUAAGUAGGAUAGAAAGAAAAUGUUUUUUUAAUAAAGGGUGACAUGAUUAAAAAUUAGAAUAAGAGAUAGAAAUAAGAGAUGGGGCAAUAUUAGUGUAUACAAUUUUAUAUAAUAAAAUAAAAGGAAUAAUGAAAAAACAAGG